AGGAGGGAGGGCGGAGGCGGCUGGGCCGGGCUGGAAGGCAGCAGGGGCCGCCUCCUCGCCCGGGCCCGGGGGAGGGAUUUAGCCAGCGCUUGGGCUGCUCCGCCUGCUGCUGGGCCUCCAGGCUGCUCCGACCCCCGGCAGCUCCGCGUUCCCAUCAGGCAGGCGCUCUCCAAACGCGGCCAAGGACGCGGGGACCUCUCCAAAGCCGGCUGCGCGCCAAGGCGCACCGGGCGCAGCGCCUUCUCCGCGAUCGGCGGUGGCGCGGCCGGCAGAGGCGAUGGGGCUGCUCUGGGGGUUCGGGGUGCUGCUGGCUACGUGGGGCUGCCUCGGCUCGUGGGCUCAAACCAGAUCGGCGCCACUAGAGCAGCGAGGAAGCGGCUCGAGAGCGCAAGGCGCAGAAAUGAAGCACCGGUCGGAGGGUGCAACCGGGCUACCUGAUCCCAUGCAUGUUGACUUUGGAAGUGGCCGUGCCCGGCAGCGAUGGGAUAAACUGGCUUGCCACUGGCCCGUGACGCCAAGGAUCCUGGAAGGCAACCGGACCCUGAAGGAGGCCGAGCUGGGGCAGGAGGAGUUCCCGGCGCAACUGCAAAUUGCUCUGGAGGUGGAGGGCGAGAACCUUCUCUUGGACUUGGUGCAGAAUUGGGAGCUGCUGGCAGGUACCCAAGGCCUGGUAUAUUACCUUCCCAAUGGGACGAGGGCGACACAUCGGACGAGCACGGAGAGGAAUUGCUGUUAUCGGGGUAGCGUCCAGGGGUACAUGGACUCCUGGGCCAAUGUCUGCGUCUGCUCUGGUUUGAGCGGCCUCCUUGUCCUGUCCACGGACAGAAGCUACAUCCUUGAGUCCAGCACCGAAGGGACCAAAGCCUAUAGGCCUCAGGGUGUCAGGCAAGAGACGGGGGAAUGCAGGCCGUUCUCGCUGCCCCGUCAUCGGCUUCACUCACAGCCAGAGCUGGAUCACAGUCCGUUCCAUAGGGCGAAGCGAGAGGCAGAGCCCCAGGUGAAGCAAGCGAAGGUGGAGUCCUAUCAUGGAUACGUUGAGCUCGUGAUUGUAGCGGACCAUGCAGAGUUCCAGCUGGAUCCUGAUGUAAACCGAAUCCACAUACGGAUGCUAGAAAUUGCCAGCCACAUGGAUGGGUUUUAUCGGACGCUGGGUCUGCGGGUGGCAGUUGUUGGCAGAGAAGUCUGGAGCCAUGAAGACGCUGUGUCGGUCGACGGUCCCCCUCGGGCAGUCCUGGAACGGUUUCUGAAGUGGAGGCAGCAGGAGCUUUUGCCUCGUAUCCCACACGACAGUGCCCAGCUUAUCAUGGGGUCCCCAUUCACUGGCGGCUUGAUAGGAACGGCUACCCAAGGCUCUAUUUGCUCCAGACGCUCCGGUGGGGUCAGUAUGGACCACUCCGUCAGUCCCUUGGUGAUGGCUUCCACUCUCUCGCACCAACUAGGCCACAACCUGGGCCUUGACCACGACGGACCUGACUGUGGUUGUGACGGCUCAAGCCCCAUCCUUCCUCCAGGCCGCAGUUGUAUCAUGGAGUCACCUACUGGGUUGACGCCUGGGCUGAGUUUCAGCCACUGUAGCCACCAGCGGCUCCAACAGAUCCUGCAGAGCAGUCGAGUCUGGUGUCUCAAGGAUGUGCCCAGCCCGGACCGCCUCGUGGAGUCGCGCUGCGGCAACUAUCUUGUGGAGCCUAAGGAGCAAUGUGAUUGUGGCCUCCAAGAGGAGUGUUUGGACCCAUGCUGUAAUGCAAGCACAUGCCAGCUCAAGCCUGGAGCCGAGUGUGCCACCGGGGGAGCCUGCUGCCAUGAGUGCAAGCUCCGUACGGCUGGUUUUCCUUGCCGUGAGCCCCAGAACGAAUGUGACCUCCCCGAAUUCUGCAGCGGAGCCUCCCCGCACUGCCCCUCCAAUCUCCACAAGCAGGACGGGACGCCAUGCAGGGGAGGCGAGGUCAUCUGCUAUGGCGGGACCUGCCCCCUCUACUCCAGUCAGUGCCAAGAACUUUGGGGUCCAGGUUCGGUCCCAGUCUCCGAGGCCUGCACGGCCUCUCUGAACAGCAGGGGCGACCUGGAGGGACACUGUGGCCAGCGAGCCAACGGCUCCUACAUUCCUUGCUCCCAGCGGGAUGUGUUGUGUGGACGACUGCAAUGCCAAGGAGGCAGUGGCAACACUAGAAACCAGCGAAAGACGGCCUCGACACCUGCAUGUCCUCACAACACACCAGCCCCUACCGAUGACCUCCUAGAUUUGGCCAUGGUAUGGCCGGGCACCGCCUGUGGGCCUAGCAAGGUCUGCCUUGAGCAAAGAUGCCAGGAUCUCUCCGCACUGAAGAUACCAGUUUGCCAGUGCAACGGACAUGGGGUGUGUAACAACCAAGGAAACUGUCAUUGCCAGCCAGGUUGGGCGCCCCCGGACUGCCUGAGCAGCGGAGCUGGAGGCAGCGUGGAUGGUGGGUCUCCCACCAUUGAGCAAGCAGGCAGGGGCGCUUCGACUGCCUUGGUGCUGAGCAGCCUGUUCCUCGUCCUGCUGCUGGGCGUCGGGCUUUGCUGGGCCAAGCGGGUCGGGCUGCACAAGCGUCUCUGCCAGUUUGGAAAGGGCACGAGCUGCCAGUACAGGAUCACCCACCCGGAACCUGGGUGUUACAGCCACGCGCCCCCCGAGCGCCCCCAACCUCCGCGGUGGCGGCAGAACACUGAACUGCAGAUCAUGCCAAGCUCCAAGCCUGCUCCCCUGGGCGCCACUCGGCCCAACCCGCCGUCCAAGCCACUCCCGCCUGACCCGACCCCAAAGGGUCAACAGGCUUUGGUCCAGGACCGGCCAGCGCCCCCUACGCGCCCGCUGCCUGCUGACCCCAUUCCUAAAGAUACUCAGCCCCCCGGCCCCGCCAAGCCCCCGCCUCCCCGGAAACCGCUGCCUUCGGACCCGCCCCGGACUGAGCUGUGUGCUGUUCCCAACUACGACCCCCGGGUCCUGAUGCUGCCGGCCAGGCCUGCUCCUCCUCCUCCUCCAACUUGCUCAACGGCCGGCUUCUCCGCGCAGGUCCAAGAAAUCUAACCCAGCCUGAACCGGCCUGAGGCGUCUACCCCAUCCCAGCUGGCUUUCUCUAGCCAAAAGGAGCCGUGGGAUGCCGAUACGCUGGACCAUCUUUGGUGCUUGCUUUGCCGACUUGGUGGAUGUAUCAAGGACUGCGCUAUGCCUCCAGCAAGGCCAAGCACCUCUUUCCGGUCUCGGAAAGUUGCACUCCAGACUUGGCUGCAGCUCAGUGAUUUUUGUAAAUUUUUAUUGUUUGGCUCAAAGCCUCUGUCCUGCCGUGGUUUCAGAAUCUGGAAGCAGGGAGUUUUGGGGAAGGGGGAAAGUCUUUGCACUGGAAGGAGGCGGCAGCAAGAUUCCUCUCUGGAGGUUUGCACGUGUGUGUGGAGAGUAGCAGUCGCCGAGGGAGGCUGUUCCCUAAGGGAAUCCUUCCUUCAGCAACCCUGGCUGGCCGUUGCCCGUAACUUUGGGGGGUUGGGGUGUGGGGCAGCUUUUGUUCUUAAUAAAGCAAGCUGGUUCUCUCCA
Messenger RNA from Hemicordylus capensis (graceful crag lizard), 3547 nucleotides. It is a transcript of the gene ADAM15, whose product is annotated as ADAM metallopeptidase domain 15. The coding region runs from base 278 to 3046 and encodes 922 amino acids. Gene Ontology annotation, molecular function: integrin binding; metalloendopeptidase activity. The record is from RefSeq and is a predicted model, not a curated record. The transcript is spliced from 25 exons. Gene Ontology annotation, biological process: proteolysis; integrin-mediated signaling pathway; innate immune response. Lineage: Eukaryota; Metazoa; Chordata; Lepidosauria; Squamata; Cordylidae.